CAGACCCCGCAAAGUAUAUAUUUUUACAAAAUGGUGGCUUCUUCGCGGAGAAAUUCGUAGUGGCGAUUAUUAACAAAAAGCACGCAAUUUGGCCAGCGAAUUAUUGCAAAUUGUUGGCGAAAACACUCGCAACGACGCUGGCUGUGGUGUGUGGAUGGAAAACCCGCGGAAAAGCAACCAAAAAACGCGCACGAACCAAGUGAAAAUAACUGAAAGCGAAGGCAGGCAAUAAAAAAACGCAAGCAAGCAACCAAAGUGCGUGCCUGUGUGUGUGUGAGUGUGUCUGUGUGUGCUGCUCUCUGUCUGUGUGUGUGUUUCUGUACGUGAGUGUGCCUGUGUGUGUGUGCGCAAAGUGUAUGCAAAAAGAAGAAGAGAAACGGAGAAGAGCAUUAAAAAAAGCGUACGACGAGUUUCACGCGCCCAACAACAAAAACACAAAAAGCAGCAGCAACAAAAACAACAUUACUUGGCAGUAGCAGCAAUAAAAACAACGACAACAAGCAGCAGCAGUAAAACCUGUGUUUGUGCAAAUUAACCAAAAUAUACAUUUCCGGCUACUCGCUGCCCCCUCGCUGAGCAAGAACAGCAACAACAACAACAACACUAUCAAGAGCAACAAAAGCAGAGCAACAGCAUCGACCAAGACCGCCCACCCCUUCGCAUCCAACGAGCCAGCACAUCAUCAUCAUCAUUAUUAUCAACUGGAGUGUGGAAUUCGGAGACGGGAGACCGGAGUAACUUUGCCGCCUUCAGCUGGGGAGAGGAGCUUCUUCGGGAGGAACGCCUCGACGACUAUACAACCCCGACCACGGAUUCAUGUUGAAUUUUCAUAUCGUAGAGGGCAUAAAAAGGCUUAACACUGGACCGGAAGCGUGUUUUUAAAGGGUGAUGGCGGCCUCCACUCAAGGAGAAAUUCGAGUGGGUCCCGGCCACCAGGUAAACGAUGUCUAUGCAAAACUGCCCGAUUAUAAUCCAAUCUCAAGCUUCCCCAUCGACAAGGAAACCGAUGAACGUGAACUAGAGGAAUCAAGAUGGAGUCCAGGCGUUGUGGCCGAUGGCGACUUGUUAAUGUUCUUGCGUGCGGCUCGCUCGAUGGCUGCAUUUCAAGGAAUGUGUGAUGGCGGACUAGAAGACGGUUGUUUGGCUGCCAGUCGCGACGACACCACAAUAAACGCACUCGACGUGCUCCACGAUUCUGGCUACGAUCCAGGCAAAGCUCUACAAGCGCUCGUAAAGUGCCCCGUUUCGAAGGGCAUCGACAAGAAGUGGACCGAGGACGAAACAAAGAAGUUCAUCAAGGGUCUGCGUCAGUUCGGCAAGAACUUCUUCCGCAUCCAUAAGGACCUGCUGCCGCACAAGGACACGCCGGAGCUGGUCGAGUUCUACUAUCUGUGGAAGAAGACGCCCGGCGCGAACAACAAUCGGCCGCACAGGCGCCGCCGACAGAGCGCCCUGCGCCGCAACCGUGUCACGCGGGCGAACAACAGCAGCAGCAGCAAUACACCUCCCAAGAAGGAGGACACGCCAGAACCACAAACUGCGACGACGGCGACGGCGGCGGCAACCGCGGCGUCCGAGACGGCGAGUCGAUCCUCGCCCGCUGUCUCCAAGGAGGAGAACAGCUCGCUCACCGAGGACGACGCCAGCGAGUGCGACAGUGAUUCGAGUCUGACCCACAAAAGGGAUGAAUCACCCUCAAGGAUGAGGACGCGAAAUAAGCAACAGAACAACAAUAACAACAACAACAGCAGCAGCACCACCACCAGCAGCAGUAGCAGCAGCAGCAGCAACAAUAACAACAACAACAACUCGGCCGGAAACAACGGUGGUGCGAACGCCACCUCAAUAAGCAGCGGUUCAACUGGCGGCGGAGCCGCUGGCGGCAAUAACUCGUCCAAGGAUCAGUCAUCAGCCAACGCCGUGGCUAAUGGAAAGCGGCCCAAGCGAGGCUCCGAAACACCGGACGUUGCCGGCGGAGCCUCGGUCGACAGUCCCAAGACGCCGACGAAGGCCGUGGCCGAGAGUUCGGCCAACAAGCGCAAGGGUGGCAAGCAGGAUACGCCCAACAAGAAGAAGCGAACGGAGCAGGAGGCCAGCGAGCCGACGAGUGCCCAGGAGGAGAAUGCCAGUGUCAAGGAGAAGCGCAAGCGGCCGGACAGUCCGGUGGAGAGCAUGAACUCGGACAGCAGGCCCGACUCCGUGCUCGACGAUGGCGAGUCCAAUACGACGGACACCACCACCGCCGAGCAGCAGUCCACCAAGGACAGCAAGGAGACGGUCAGCUGCAAGGAGGAGCGCGAAAUGGCCACCAACGAUCUGGAGGCCAAGGUCGAGGAGAAGGCCCUCGGCAUCAAGGCAGAGGCUCUGGCGGAGGACAGCAAGGACAGCGCCAUCAAGAACAUGGACGAGGAGACGAACAUCCAGGCGCCGAGCAGCGUGGAGACGAGUUCGGUGGAUCCCAAUGCCGCCAUUGUUCCCAUUGCGCCACCGAUUACCAUGAAAGUGCCCACAAUUGCCACGGUGGAGGCGCUCAAUGCGUCCGUGGAGCGCAAGGAGGCCAUCGAGAAGAUGGAGUCGUGCGACAGCGACCCCGAGAUGCUCAAGAAGCUGGCCACCAUCAAGCAGGAGGUUUCGCCACAGCAGCAGCAGCAGCAACAGCAGCAGCAGCAGCUCUUGCAGCAGCAAACGCAACAGCAGCUGCAGCAGCAACUCGCCCCCGUUGGCAUUCAGCCACCGCCAGUGUGCCCGCCCUCGGAAUCGGUGUACAUCAAGAAGGAGCCCAUGGAGGACUCGAUGGACGCCACCUGCAACCAGAACAGCAACGAGCCGCAGGACCUGAAGGUGAAGAUCGAGAUCAAGAACGAGGAUGCCCUCAAGCACAGUGCGGGCGGCUUGCCGCCCAGUGGUCCCGGUGCUCCGCCUUCGGCACUGCAUCCGCUCUCGGGAGCUCCGGUCGAAAGUGGCCAGCCAGAGCCGUUGCACCUGCAGCACAUGCCGCAUGGUCCGCUGCCCACGCAACCGCCACCUGGCUACCUAAUCGACGGGCAGCUGAAGUAUGGACCUCCGGGACAAGGUGUUCCACCGCAGCCACCUCAACUGCACAGCGAUGCGGCGGGCGGAGGCAGCGGAGCACCGCCAGGAGCGCCGACAACGCCGCAAAAGUAUCCGCCCGAGAUGGAGAUGAAGUUCGCGCCCCAGGAUCUCAAGUAUCCACCGCCGCCGCCAUUGGAUGCACUCAAGUACAGCCAGGAGAUGCAGGCGGCGGCGGCUGCAGCGGCUGCUGCCGGCAAGUACGACAUGAAGUACAUGAUGGAGCAGCAGGGCAAGUAUCCCGUGGAGUUGUCCGCUGCCCACCAGCCGCCUAGCAAGCCGGGCUACCAGGAUUCCCUGAAGAUACCCGAUGUCAAGCCCGGUUUCGGUCACCUGCCGCACAACGUUGGCUCUCCGCUGGACGUCGCCCACAAGUACGGGCCACCGCCCACGUCGCAGGAGUCGCAGCAACAACAGCAGCCGCAGCCACCGGCGCAUCAGGUGCCGCCGGGAGCCACUCCGCCGCCGGGAAUUGCCAUGCCCAAGCCGCACUACCAGCACGACGUGCAGACGCCGCCGCUGGGAAGGCCGUUCGAGCCAUCCGGCCUGAUGCUCAAGUACGGCGAUCCGCUGGCGGCCAAGUACGGUCCGCCGCAGGACCUGAAGUACCCGAUGCCGCCGGUCUCACAGGCCGGAGGACCCGCGGACGUGAAGCCCUACGGCGGCGAGAAUCUGAUCAAGUCCUCGCCGUACGGACCGCCGCCGGAGAGUCCGAUCGACGCCUCGGCGCGUUCGACGCCCGGCCAGGAUAGCCAGGGCAGCAACAGCAACUCGCAGCCGCCGUCGAUGCCGCCGCAGCCGCAGCAGUUCCAGUCGCCGCAUCCCUCGCCGCACAUGCCUUCGCCGGCCGGCGGUGGCCUGCCACCCGGGAUGCAUCCGCAAAAUCUCAUCCACGGCCCGCCACCAACGUCAGCGGCCGGCAGUGGUGGUCCCCAGCCGCCGCCGCCGCCCACUUCGCUGCACCAGCCGACGCCGACGGCUCCGGGUCCGGGUCCACCGAGCCUGCAACACGGCCUGCAUCCCGGUCACCAGCAUCCGCAGCUCUCGGUGGCGUCGUCGCUGCCGCCCAGCUCCAUUGGCAUCCCGCCGACGCUGUCCACCAUGGCGCCCACGCACAUGCACCCGCAUCUCCAUCCGCAUGCGCAUCUGCAGGGACUCCAUCGGCCGCACGACCUGCCGCCCAGCAUGCAUCCACAUGCGCCCAUGCCGCUCUCGCUGCAGGGACAUCCGCAGCAUGGUCACGGCCUGCCGCCGUCGCACGCUCCCCAACAACAGCAGCAGUCGCAGCAGCAGCAGCAGCAACAACAGCCGCCCGGCGGACCAGCGGGCACGGUGCGGACGCCAUCACCUGCCCAGCAGCCGCCGAGAUCCAUGCACGAUUCGCAGUCGUCUCGCGACCCGCCGCCCAGUUCGCAGCCCUCGACCACGAUGGCGGGAUCGAGUGGACCACCGGGUGGACCGCCGCCGCAACAGUCGCCGCAUGCGCACCGCACAUCGCCGCUGCCUGGUCUCGCCGGCAGUGGUCCGCCGCCGCCGGGAUUGAUCGGGCAUCCGAUGGCCAUACACCCGCAUCUGGCGCACCUGCCACCCGGCCAUCCGGCCCACGCAGCGCUGGCCCAUCCGGGACACCAUCUGCUGUCGCACUCGAUAGCGGGCCUGGGACCCGGCGGUGGACCCAUCGCCCUGCUGGCCGGACCAGGCGGACUCGGGGGCAUCCCGGAGUCCGCUCUCAGUCGCCGCACCCCGCCCUCUCACCUGCCACACUCGCACGCCUCGUCGGCUCCGCUGACGCCGCACUCGGUGGCCAGCAUGACGUCCACCAGCAUGUCGCUGACCACCAGCACGGUGCCAUCGUCCGCCUUUAGCCGCGCUAGUCCCAGCGUGCAGAUCUCGAGUGGCGGCGGUGGCGGAGGCGGAGGAGCAGGAGCAGGAGGUCCGUCGGGCCCCGGAAGCGUUGGACCCGGCGGGCUGCCCAACUCCUCGGCCGCGGCGGCGGCAGCUGCAGCAGCGGCUGCUCAUCGAGCGGCCUCGCCGGCGUCCAGUGUCAGCAGCCUGAGUCGCCAGAGUCCGUUGCAUCCGGUGCCACAGUCCCCGCUCAGCCAUCAUCCCUCGUCGUCGGCGCUGUCCGCCGCAGCAGCCGCCGUGGCGGAAAGGGAUCGGCAUGCGCUGAUGCGCCAGCAGUCGCCGCACAUGACACCGCCGCCGGUGUCGAACGCCUCGCUGAUGGCCAGUCCGCUGAGCAAGAUGUACGCCCCUCAGCCGGGACAGCGGGGCUUGGGGACGUCGCCGCCACCGCACUUGCGGCCGGGAGCCUCGCCGCCGGUCAUCCGACACCCGCAGAUGCCGCUGCCGCUGCCACUGAUUGCACCGGGUGGGGGACUGCCGCAAAUCGGAGUGCAUCCGGGGCAGUCGCCGUACCCGCACCCGCUGCUGCAUCCCUCGGUCUUCUACUCGCCGCACCACCAUCCCUUCAACUCGCCCUACGGCUAUGCGCCUUACGGUCCCGGAUUCCCGGCCUACAUGAAGCCACCGCCGCAGCCGGGACAACUGGAUCCCGCUGCCGUGAUGGCGGCCCAUCAUGCCGGCUUGCAGGGACCACCGCCCCAGCAGAUGCGUCAGGAUGAACAGAAUGCAGCGGCGGCCGCAGCAGCAGCAGCUGCAGCUGAAAAGCAACACCAAGCUGCCGCAGCAGCAGCAGCUCAGCAGCACAAGGCGCCGCAGCAGCCGCAGCCCGGCGGAAUGCCGCCCAACAAGCCGCCGACGCCAAAGACGCCGCAGGGACCGGGUGGCGGGAUGCCGCCGGGCAUGGGCGGACCGGGAACACCGACGGGACUGCCGCCGGGUGCCUAUCCCGGAAGCCAUAUGCCCGGAUAUCCGCCUGGACCGCCGCACGGAUCACCCUUUGCGCCGCAAGACGGUCAGCCCCAUGGCCUGAAGCCAACUUCGCACAUGGACGCCCUGCGAGCGCACGCACACUCGGCCAAUUCGGCGGGAUUGGGCGGAGGACAUCAUCCCACGGAGCCAUUACCCAUUGAUAUUGAGCCGGAUCCGGAGCCGGAGAUUCCCAGUCCCACGCACAAUAUACCACGUGGUCCCAGUCCCGAGGCGAAACCGGACGACACCGAAUGCCAUCGCUCUCAGUCUGCCAUAUUUGUGCGCCACAUCGAUCGAGGAGAUUACAAUUCGUGCACGAGAACGGAUUUGAUCUUCAAGCCAGUGGCCGACUCGAAGUUGGCUCGCAAGCGUGAAGAGCGCGAUCGCAAGCUGGCCGAGAAGGAGCGCGAGCGCCGUCAGCAGCAACAGCAACAGCAGCAGCAGCAGCAACAACAGCAAGCGGCAGCAGCGCAACAAGCGGCGCAACAGGCCAAGAUGAAGGCGGAACUGAAGCCUCCGUAUGCAGAUACUCCGGCUCUUCGGCAAUUGUCCGAGUAUGCUCGUCCUCACGUCGCCUUCAGUCCUGUUGAGCAGAUGGUGCCAUAUCAUCAUCCAAUGGGCCCCAUGUACAGAGAGAGGGAACUGGAGGAGAUCAAGAACGCACAAGCUGCUGCGGCGAGUCAAUCCCGACUAGAUCCGCACUGGAUGGAGUACUAUAGACGCGGCAUCCAUCCCUCGCAAUUCCCACUGUAUGCGAAUCCCGCGAUAUCGCAGAUGGAGAGGGAGCGUCUGGGCAUUCCACCUCCGCACCAUGUGGGGUUGGACCCGGGCGAGCACAUGAUACGAUUGACGAGAGAAUAUCAUGCACACUCUCAUACUCAUUUACAUUUGCCUUUGCAUCCACAGCCGCAACCACCGGAGGCCGGUUUCCAACUGCCACCGAAUGUUGGCCAGUAUCCGCGGCCAAAUAUGCUUAUACCUAGGGAGCCGCACUCGGAUGUCCUGCUGCGCAUGUCCUAUGCCGACCAACUACAGUAUUUACAGGCCGCCGAGUUCCAGCGACAGUCCCUGCAUGAUCAGUACUUUAGGAAUCAGCUGCGUUAAUCGGAAGUGGAUCGUGGAUCGCUCCAGCUGCACACACCACACUUCACACUA
This is a messenger RNA of Drosophila ficusphila, 7119 nucleotides long. It is a transcript of the gene Gug, whose product is annotated as arginine-glutamic acid dipeptide repeats protein. Gene Ontology annotation, molecular function: transcription corepressor activity. Gene Ontology annotation, cellular component: nucleus. The record is from RefSeq and is a predicted model, not a curated record. NCBI's taxonomy places the organism in Eukaryota, Metazoa, Arthropoda, Insecta, Diptera, Drosophilidae.